GGGGACAUGGCCACAGAACAUAUUAAUGGAAAUGGUCCAGAAGAACCAAUGGACACCUCUGCUGCAGUUACCCAUUCUGAGCACUUCCAGACUUUAUUAGAAGCUGGUUUACCACAGAAAGUUGCUGAAAAACUAGAUGAAAUUUACAUAGCAGGAUUGGUGUCACACAGUGACUUGGAUGAUCGAGCAAUUGAGGCUCUGAAAGAAUUCAACGACGAAGGUGCUCUUCAAGUCCUUUUGCAAUUCAAGGACAGCGACCUCUCACAUGUUCAGAACAAAAGUGCCUUUCUUUGUGGCGUGAUGAAGACAUACAGGCAAAGAGAGAAACAAGGGACCAAAGUGUCAGACACCAACAAAGGACCAGAUGAAACCAAAAUCAAAGCAUUGCUGGAGAGGACUGGUUACACACUUGAUGUCACUACAGGCCAGAGGAAGUACGGCGGUCCGCCACCCGAGUCGGCUCACUCGGGGGCACAGCCCACCGUUGGGACUGAGAUAUUUGUUGGCAAAAUCCCCAGAGACCUCUUUGAGGAUGAGCUGGUUCCUUUGUUUGAGAAAGCUGGGCCUAUAUGGGACCUGCGCCUGAUGAUGGAUCCCCUCAGUGGCCUAAACAGAGGCUACGCCUUUGUCACUUUCUGCACUAAAGAGGCAGCACAGCAGGCUGUCAAAUUGUGCAACAAUAAUGAAAUCCGACCUGGCAAACUCAUUGGCGUGUGCAUCUCUGUGGCCAAUAAUCGACUCUUUGUUGGCUCCAUUCCUAAGAGUAAAACUAAAGAGCAGAUUGUUGAAGAAUUUGCAAAAGUCACAGAGGGUUUAAAUGAUGUCAUUUUGUACCACCAACCCGACGACAAGAAGAAGAACCGCGGCUUUUGCUUCCUGGAAUAUGAAGACCACAAGACGGCGGCUCAAGCCCGCCGGCGUCUGAUGAGCGGCAAGGUGAAGGUGUGGGGCAACGUGGUCACAGUAGAGUGGGCAGAUCCUAUAGAGGACCCAGAUCCGGAGGUCAUGGCCAAGGUAAAAGUGUUGUUUGUGAGGAACCUAGCUAGCUCCGUAACUGAGGAGAUUCUCGAAAAGGCCUUUAGUCAGUUUGGGAAACUGGAGCGCGUGAAGAAAUUGAAAGACUACGCGUUCGUUCACUUUGAGGAAAGAGACGGUGCUGUCAAGGCUCUCGCUGAUCUCAAUGGAAAAGAUCUGGAAGGAGAACACAUUGAGAUAGUCUUCGCCAAACCUCCUGACCAGAAGCGGAAAGAGCGCAAAGCGCAGAGACAGGCGGCCAAAACACAAAUGUACGAUGAAUACUAUUACUAUGCACCGCCUCAUAUGCCGCCGCCCACGAGAGGCCGCGGUAGAGGCGGUCGCGGAGGCUACUCUUACCCUCCCGAAUACUACAGCUACGAAGACUAUUACGAUUACUAUGGAUACGACUACCAUAACUACCGGGGCGGCUACGACGACCCCUUCUACAGCUACGACGAUUUCCAGGGCUCCGGGAGAGGCCGAGGAGCGAGGGGUGGUGUCCGCGGUGGGAUUGGUCAGACCAGGGCCCGCGGCGGCAUCACACCCAGGGGGAGAGUGGGCUUCUCGCAGCGGGGUGGCCCUGGAACAAGCAGAGCAGGCAAGCGGGGCCGAGGCCGGUCCUGA
Nerophis lumbriciformis (worm pipefish) is the source of this 1641-nucleotide messenger RNA. NCBI's taxonomy places the organism in Eukaryota, Metazoa, Chordata, Actinopteri, Syngnathiformes, Syngnathidae. The record is from RefSeq and is a predicted model, not a curated record.